Messenger RNA from Cyclocybe aegerita, 4791 nucleotides. The record is from the annotation of a GenBank genome assembly. Lineage: Eukaryota; Fungi; Basidiomycota; Agaricomycetes; Agaricales; Hemipholiotaceae.
AUGGCGGCGCCGUCAAGCGGUCCUGCGAAUGGCUCUGACCUCGUCGGGAGCGCAUAUACCCACAAACGGAACAGUACCGCCCGCAAGUUAUCCCUCAUUGCCGAUGCCACUGCGUUCAGUGGGGUACCGCCCCAAAGUUCAACCUUGACCUCAACUACCACAUCCACAUUUACUAUGACUAUACCUCAGUCUGCACCCAUUCCCAUCCCAACCUCGGCUCCUACCUCCAGGAGAGAAGCACUGAAGGGUUCGCCAGUCUUAACCAUCGGCUCCCCUGUCCUAACCUCUGUGUCGGCCAUCUCCUCACCGACGCCGUCUUCGAGGUCUUUGGAGCACUUUUCUUCCUUCUCUGGGGAGCUGUUCUCCGGCGGAUCCAGCACAGGUUCAGCUUCUGUCCUGGAAUGGAACGAGCACUCGGAGGACGGUUUCUCUGUCGGAGCAAGAUCGGUGGAGGAGCAGCAGUUUGCGGACGUGCCCAGGGAGGGCGUAUCGGUCGAAUAUGUCGGGCUCGGCACGAGGGUGCCAACUGGUGCCUCCUCGUUGAGCAGCGAUGAAGAGAGGGAGCUAGACAACUCACAGGAAGUGGAGGUGGAGAUUUUUGAGACCCAGGAGACGCCGGCGGAGUUAGUGGGGCAACCUUCGAGUCGAGAGCGUUUCCCUGUUACCGUGGACUGGUUUCAGGAUAAGCCUACCGACAUCCUCACCGCAAACGGUCUCGGUCUCGGUACGACUGGCCGUCUCGCCAGGAAGCCGCAAGGUGCACGGUCGCCCGACUUUUUCCACCUUCAAAGAAACGAGCUCGGGGGUAGUGGCGACGCAAGUACAACGUCGACGCCCCCCAUCAGCCCAACGCCCUCCACCAUUGCAGACGACGAGGCCGACGCGGACCGUACUUUCCAAGCAUCAUCGUCCUCAGUGCCAACUCCCAGAUUUGCGACGCUUUCUCAGUUCAAGGGCGCCUUCCAAUCGGAUCUUCCGCAGUGCUCCACCCCCAUUGAGUUCGCAGACAACCCAAAGGCGGAACACAGCUUUGAAAUAUAUACCGACCCCAUCUGGUACUCGCAGGCCAUCGACAGCUUCAUGCCUUCAAUACCGCCUACAGUUGCCACCGUCCAUUACGCUACGGUCGAGGGCACCUUCCCUGCCCGUCUCGCUAUGCCGCAGCAUUCGUGGCUGCCAACGCCGCUGCCGAGCGCGACCAACGAGUCGGCGACGUCCCCCGACUCCGAGACUGACCCGGACCGGACGUUUGAAGCGCCGUCAACGUCAACGACGACACUCACGCCACCGAGUCCCCGGAGCCCGACGGCGGUCGGCACGUGUUCUCUCUUCCUCUCGCCGCCGCUUUCUCCCACGCCACCAUCGCCGCCCGACGCCCGCUAUGUUGCGCCUGGCGAUGAGGACAUGGCGAGCUCUCUGGCGGAGUACUUCCACAGGAAGACGGCGGUAUUUGACGGUGAUACGGCCAGUCCAGCAAGUCGGACGCCGCAGACGGUCCUGUCGGGAUUCUCGCCCGAGGUACCCUUGAUCGACGUUGAGCCGCCUCCCCGGCCAGCGAGCGCGAGUGCUUCGUCGUCACUGAGCUAUACGUCGCGUUCGCCGUCUCUGAUGCCCUCUCCUCGAAUUGUGGCGCACCAUACCGGUCAUACACCUUUCAUUCCCCCAAUUUACACACCCAGAAGCAUCAAUAGUUCUCCGGAUGCUCCACAAGCACUUCAAUCGUCUUGGGCGAGCUGGAUACCUCAUUCUAGUUCUCUAACGCCAUUGUCACCUCGCAGCCCGUCCCUUGCCUUGCCAGCCGUGACAGCGCCUCAAUUACCGGUUGCGGAGACACCAGUGCCCCGGGCCUCUGCUGCAAACCAACAGUCACAGACAAUGCAUCCCCGCUCGACUUGGAUACGGUCAAAUAGGUCGUCCACCCUUGAUUCUCCUCAACCGCUGUUGGCUAGCGAGUAUUCAACGUCGACACCGCCAGCACGGGUCUCAAACAACUCUUCACCUUCAACGGAAGCGCCUAGCGUCACCGACGAUGGAAUUCCAGAGAGGCACCUGCAGUCCCGCAUUGUUGACCCUAUUCCUGGGAACUACCAAGAACACGCCUGGCGAGAAACGUACGUCUAUGUCCCGGUGAGCGAAGGGACGGCAGAUUCUGUUUCAUCCAACUCGACAGCGCCAACAUCGCCUCGGCAUGUUCCAGUAAGCUCAAUAUAUGCGCUGCCCAGUUCGCCUUCGGCUGUAGGAGACGCACCCCCGCCAAGUACCUUGGUCGACGAAGGGAAUGCUCGCCAAACGGACGCGACGCAGAGGCACGUCCCUCCGCAUUGGAAUAACUGGGACUGGUACACCCCAGUCUCGCCCAGUGACUAUCCCUAUAGAAUGGCUUCAAUGCGCGUCCCACCCCCCGCGGUAGUUCCUGUACCUGAGGAGACAAUAGCGGCCCCAGUACCCCCAGGAAGCGAGGCACGGCCACCACUCCACCAAAUGGCUACACCUAUCUUCGGGACCAUGGAGCCCGUCGUGCCCAUCCCACCUGGAGCGACUUCAAAUCCAGUGCCUUUCGCCCCUCAACAUUCGGCCCUAGAGACGGCACGCGCGUCGACAUCGUCAUCUGCGUAUCCUACAAGCUGGUAUUCGGCGGAUAGUGUUCGGGGUGCUCCGGAUUUCCGUGGGGCAUUUAUUGCAUGGGCAAACAAUGUUGACCUCCAAGAACCUAUCACAAUUCAGGUCCAACCUCCGCUCCCAAAGUAUUCGAACACAGACGCGAAUGUAAAUUCGGCUGGCCAACCUGUUGCACCCGCGACGGAGGGAGUAUCGGCCGCCCCUGCUUCAGUUCAAGCCCCGACAACACGCCCAAGGUCAGGAACUCCGUCAACACCAGCUGCAGCUCCUCGGCCAGCUCGCAGGCUGCGCUUCGCGCCUCUGCCAGAUGGAACGCCUAUCAACGACCAAGGAGCUGGCGCUGUCGGUAGCGGAUGGAGCGGCGGGUACCUUUACCCAGGUAGGAUAUCGCCCGGCUCAACGUGCGCGUCUGGAGGGUAUAGUGGACCGCAGACACCCGUUCAGGGCCAUGGAACGCACCAGCAGCAGCACAUGCAUGCGCCAUUCCCGCAGGAGUGGCCUUUCUCUUCGUAUGGACAAGGAUUGGCGCAGGGCUUGCAGGGUCUUGCGCAGGGGUACGGACAGAAUCCGCAAGGCGCGCAGAGUGGAAACUCGCCAUAUGCGACGGGGUCGGUGUCAGGCUUCUCAUCGACUGGCUCUAGUAUGCUUAGGACGCCCGUGCCGCUUGGACUGGCGUCAUAUGCGGCGAUGUUUUCGAACCCGUAUACGACACCGACGGCGGGUUUGAAUCCCAACUCACAGGCUAAUGGGAAUGCCAGUACGAGUGCGACGAUGUUGACACCCAAUGCACCGAAUGUCCGCCCCUUCUCUUCUGGCUCGAUGACUGUCCCUCCAGGACCUUUGCCUACCGCCCCGCAUCUCGGCUUCCAACCGCCCAGCGCUCCACCCAUGCCAUCAACGUCGUUGCCUGCAAUGGCACCGCCCUUCUUCAUGCCUCCAUUUGCCCCAGCGUGGGUUGAGCAGGGGUGGACGCCUUCUCCUGCGGCGGCACCUCCAGUAUCAUCAUCAUCAUCUGCUGCACCUCGUCCCCUUCCUCAGCCAACAGGACCGCAGUCAGCUUCUCGUACCCCCUGUACCACCAGCUCCUCUCCGCUGUCCAUGCUGUUUUCCGAUUGGGACAGCAAUUUCAAUUGGGGGUUCAACGGCUCAUCUCCUGCUGUAAGCGGUUUUCCUCAAGGCUUUACCCCGGAGUUUGAGUUCGGGUUGGAGACACGGGCGAAUACGCAGGCGAACUCGCAGUCGCGAUAUCCUCCCCGUUGGAAUGCCCAGGCUCCUGGUGGAUCGACGUCCCAGCAAGGUGCUCAGCAGCCACAUACUACUGGCAAGCCCUGUGGUGCCUCGUGCGAGUCGCUGUGGGGCCAACCAACUCCUCCGGCGCCGCCAGCUCCGCUAUCACAGUCGCAGCCACAAACUCAAUCUGGGUUCGGCGGACCUUCCGCGACGAUGGCGGGGUCGUCGCCAUUGCCAUACUAUUAUAGUGUACCGACGGCGCAGCUCCAACCGUCUUGUAGGCUUCAGCACCAUGUGUUCUGGUUCGAGGACGGGAACUUCAUCUGCAGUGUGGAGAAUACGCACUUUAGGAUUCAUCAGCAUUUCCUCAAGAAGUACUCGUCGUUCUUCCGCAACCGCGUCUUCGAACCUGUCGACUUAUACCCAGGCUACUACAACACGUUCGUACUCCCUGGUGUGAAGAAGAUUGAUUUCGAGAAAUUGCUAUAUAUCUUCUACCCGACGAGCCUAUCCACUCCUGACCUCCGUACGAAAGAAGACUGGUUGUCAGUCCUCAGGCUCGCUAUUACUUGGGACAUGUCAGAGAUCAAGGCCCUUGCUCUAAGGCACCUCCAUACCCUCGUCACGUCCACCGUCGAACGUCUCUGCCUCGCGACGGACUUCCCCGAGCUCAGCCAGGACCAGGAUAUCCAAGAAAAUUGGCUCGUUCCGGGGUAUAUGGAGCUCUGUAGACGCGGACGUCCUCUGAGAAAGGCGGAUGGUGAGAACCUAGGCCUGCGCGUGGUCAUGGGCGUCUGGGAGGUGCAGUGGAGACAUCAUGGCACAGCAGCUCCUGGACUGGCGCCAUCGAUGGGCCCAGCUGGGUAUAGAUUCAGCGUCGCGGCGGAGGGUAGCGAAGAGCGUCUAGAGCGGCUGGUUAGAGAGGUUUUCGGGUUGCUGUGA